Solea senegalensis (Senegalese sole) is the source of this 4673-nucleotide messenger RNA. RefSeq names its product mitogen-activated protein kinase kinase kinase 5. Gene Ontology annotation, biological process: cellular response to stress; protein phosphorylation; MAPK cascade. Lineage: Eukaryota; Metazoa; Chordata; Actinopteri; Pleuronectiformes; Soleidae. The record is from RefSeq and is a predicted model, not a curated record. Gene Ontology annotation, molecular function: MAP kinase kinase kinase activity; ATP binding. The coding region runs from base 155 to 4165 and encodes 1336 amino acids. The transcript is spliced from 29 exons.
ACAGAGGGAGUGAACCAGGAAUAUUGCGUGAGGUAUGAACGCACGCACCCGACGCACCUGGGAAAACUAACUACAAGGAGCAACCCAGGGCAGGGACCUGAAGGAAGGACGCGCGCGUGCAGUGGAAGUCCCAGCUGUGGACAAGAGACAGGACAUGUUCACCACGGAGCGCAGGAGAAUGAGCAGGCGGAUGAGCCUGCACGAGCUGAGGAGGAGAGACCCAGUGCGGGUGUCCGCGGGAAGUUUCUGGCAGGACUCGGUCGCGAUGGAACUGAGCGCCAACGGCUCCGCCAAACACAGCGUGUCCCCGCGGAGUCGCACCAGAGACGUGUCCGUGGCUUACAUCGUGAACGAGGACGCGUCGGUGCCGCACACGGAGGAGAACUUGUCCCUCAAGUGCGUCAGGGAAGCCUGCGCGGACGCGCACGCCCUCUUCAAAACCAUGGCGUUUGAGAGGAUCUCUCUGGGAACCACUGACAUCCUGGAUAGUUUCUACAACGCAGACGUAGCAGUGGUGGAGAUGAGUGACACUUUCUGCCAACAGUCACUCUUCUAUCACCUGGGAGUGAGAGAAAGUUUCAGUAUGACCAACAACAUCAUUCUCUACUGUUACAAGCAAGACACUGAUCUGCAGGCCAUCAAGGAGCAGUGUGGCAGUUACACGUUCAUCCCUUACGUAGUGUCCCCUCAGGGUAAAGUGUUUGCCUGUGACGCUGCUAUAAUGACUGGUAUCAACGAGCUGAUGCAGCCGAGCUUUCAGCUGGAGCCUCUGCUGACGCCGCUGGUGGAACGACUGGUGCAUCUGCUCAACAACAUACACAUCCAGUCCAGCGAGUACUUCCGGGAGUCGAUCCGCCACGAGAUCCGCAUGGCAAGGGAGCGGUUUAGUGGCCAAGCCCUGAGCGAAGAGUUGAGCCGCAUACAGAAACGCCUGGACAGUGUCGAGCUGCUCACUCCUGAUAUAGUCAUGAAUUUGCUGUUGUCCUACCGGGACAUUCAGGACUAUGAUUCCAUUAUCAAACUGGUGGAAACUCUGAAGCAUCUGCCCUUGUGUCUGGUAGCAAAACAUCAGAAUAUCCAGUUUCAUUACAUCUUUGCUCUCAACAGGAGGAAUCACCCUGGUGAUCGUGCUAAGGCUCUGAAGGCAAUUCUGCCCAUUGUGGAGUCGGAGAACAAGGUGGCAUCAGAUGUCUACUGCCUGUGUGGACGCAUCUACAAGGACAUGUUCAUGAGCUCGGGCUUCACGGAUCACAACAGCAGAGACCAGGCUUGCUAUUGGUAUGGAAGAGCUUUUGAGACGGAGCCAACUCUUCACUCGGGCAUCAAUAACGUGGUUCUCCUCAUGGCAGCCGGUCAUGAAUUUGAUACUUCUAUUGAACUGCGCAAAUUAGGUGUGACUUUAAGCACCCUGCUCGGUAGGAAGGGCAGCCUGGAGAAGAUGAGGGACUACUGGGAUGUCGGCUUCUACCUCGGCGCCAACAUUUUAGUUAACGAACACAGGAAAGUCAUCGAGGCCUCCGAGAAACUCUACAAGCUCAAGGCUCCUGUCUGGUAUGUGGCGUCCAUUAUGGAGACGUUUAUAUUGUACCGUCAGUUUGCCAAGCCGUCCGAGGUGCGUGCUCCCAAACAGGACACCGUGGACUUUUGGAUGGAGCUGCUGUUGCAGACCUGUAAACCCACCGUCUCCACAGACCGCUGCCCAGUGCUCGUCCUUGAGCCCAGUAAAGUCCUUCAGCCAGCCAUUGUGUGUGUGAGCGAGGAGGAUGAAAGUCGCACUGUCCAGUUGAAACACGUCACGACUUUAAAGAAAGGCUUGCAUCAGUGGACUUUCCCAGCGUCUGCAAUCCGUGGAGUGAGUGCUUCAAAGAUUGACGAGCGGAGCUGCUUCCUGUAUGUCCACUACAACUCGGAUGACUUCCAGCUCUGCUUCCCCUCCGAGCUUCACUGUAAAGGUUUCUGCGAGCUGGUGAACUCUCUGCUGCAGCAGGCUGAACACUCGGCGCAGGACUUGGACCGUCAGACUGAGGGAAUACUCGAGUACGUCUAUGAGACCAAUGAGAACCGGGACAAGGUGGUUCUGGGUAAAGGGACGUACGGCGUGGUCUACGCCGGGAGGGACCUGAGCAACCAAGUACGCAUCGCCAUCAAGGAGAUCCCCGAGAAAGACCGCACUUACUCUCAGCCCCUUCACGAGGAAAUAGCUCUGCACAAGAGGCUGAAACACAGGAACAUCGUCCAGUACCUGGGUUCUGUCAGUCAGGAUGGUUUCAUCAAGAUUUUCAUGGAGGAAGUACCAGGAGGCAGUCUGUCGUCUCUGCUGCGCUCCAAAUGGGGUCCUCUGAAGGACAAUGAAGCCACAAUAAUCUUCUACACCAAACAGAUCCUCGAGGGCCUCAAAUACCUUCAUGACAAUCAGAUCGUCCACAGAGACAUUAAGGGUGACAAUGUACUGAUCAACACAUACAGUGGAGUACUGAAGAUCUCCGACUUUGGAACGUCCAAACGUUUGGCAGGGAUCAACCCCUGCACUGAGACAUUUACUGGAACUCUCCAGUACAUGGCCCCAGAAAUUAUAGACCAAGGUCCUCGGGGUUAUGGGAAGCCAGCUGAUAUCUGGUCUCUUGGGUGCACUAUUAUCGAAAUGGCAACGGGCAAAACACCCUUCCACGAGCUUGGAAGUCCUCAGGCAGCCAUGUUCAAGGUGGGCAUGUUCAAGAUCCAUCCCAAGGUUCCAGAGUGCAUGUCAGACGAGGCCAAGGGCUUCAUCAUGAACUGUUUCGUGCCAAACCCAGACGACAGAGCCACAGCUGCAGAGCUGCUGAAGGACGCCUUCCUCAGGUCGUCACCCAGGAAGAAGGUCAAACCUCAGCAGGAAUCAGAACCUAAAGACAUCCUUCCUACUGACUAUCAGCGCAGCCUGUCUGUACCCAUCUCCAUCCUCGUGGAGGACACUGAUUCAUACUCUGGUUCCAUCGACCUGUCCUGUUCCCUGGACCUCAGGAGGCAACAGGCUGACCUCAGAGCAUGUGAAGUCUCCGAGAGUCCGCCCAGCACCAACAGCUUCCUGCCACUACCUGGAGACUCCCCAGUGGACAUGUGCAGUCCAGCUGCAACAGAGGAGAACAUUGGUCUCUUUAUGCUGAGAAAGGACAGCGAGAGGCGAGCCACGCUGCACCGAGUUCUCACCGACUACAUCGGUUAUGUCAUCUCUAACAUACAGGAGUCUGUGCCUCAGUAUGGCAAAGAAUCCUCACUCACUGCAGACCACAUCAGCCAGCUCAUUGGCUGCUUACGAGACAACAUCCACUCCCCGGACAGGAAACAGCUGACCAACGGCCUUCUGGACCUGCGGGCGUCGCUGCUGGCCACCGCAGUUCCUCUGAACAGCCUGCAGGCGGUGCUGUUCAGCUUUCAAGAUGCAGUGAAGAAGGUGUUGAAGCAGCAGCAGGUGAAACCUCACUGGAUGUUUGCCUUGGACAACCUGCUGAGACAGGCAGUGCAGGAUGCCAUCAGUGUGCUCCUACCAGAGCUGAAACUCCAGCUGCAGUCCUCCUUUGAGAUGGAGGACAGCUCCACCGAGGAGCAGUGUGCUGACCCAGACACUCCUGUAGCUCUGGUGCCUGACCAGCUGGGGGCAGCAGCAGACCUGCUGGAAGCAGCACCAAACGAGAUGUAUGAGGUCAUGCCUGCAGCUGACCCUCACUACCCCACUGACCUUGUCCUCAACAACAUCUGUCCACUCAGCGAGACGCUCAGAGAGCUGCGAGUGGAGACGAAAAGACUGCUGAGUCAGCUGAGUGAGAAGGAGAGGGAGUACCAGGAGCUGCUGAAGACGUCUGUGCAGAGGAAGCAGGAGCAGAUAGAUGCACUGAGGAAAACAGUCGUCACUGAAGAUGGAGGAAAGGCUUCGCGGAAAAUGUCUAAUCCAGAGGCGAAGACUUUGGUGCGUUGGCUCAAGUCUGUCCCUGUAGAUCAAGAUACCAUUGAUAAGUUGCUCUCCCAUGAGUUCACCCUGGACUGUCUCCUCCACAUGGCCUGCAGGGAUGAUUUGAUGUAUUGUGGUAUAAGAGGCGGCAUGCUGUGUCGACUGUGGGCAGCCAUCGUAGCCCUCAGAAAGACUCACCUCAGCACGCACAGUGAGGACAGCGAGGACACUCUUCUUUAACAGCUGCUGCUGAUGUUGUUGUUGUUGUUGUUUAUUAAUGGUCAGAUUUACAGUAUUGACAGGCUGGUCCUUUGUUAUGUGGAGGAAGAGAUGUGAACGGAACUAAUGUGGAUGUAAAAAGUAGGAAAGAUGUUGAAGCUUUUUUUUUUACCGUGAAUGUAUUUUUUGUAAAAAUAUUGAUAAUUUCUUACAGUUUUUGUGCAUGGAAGAUAAAAUACAAACAUCUUCCCUUAAAGCUGGAGAGAUUUUUGUCUUGGAUCACUCGAUUCACAUUAUACUGACUUUUUUUGUAUGAAAUAUUGCUGAAUAUCUUAAAAGCUAGGUAUUAUUAUUUUAAAUUUUCAGGGUUUUGUACAAAUGCGACUCUAAAUAAAAAGUGUUGUUUUGGUUUACAAAACUUAGCAGGACCUAAGUUGCUAUUUUUCAACUGAAUGUAUUUGUGUUAUUGAAAUAAUUAUUUGUGGUAUAAAUAACAUAACAAUAAUAAACAGGAGUGUUGAAUCUCUCA